AUGACAUCAAAUAAGGGUUCUGGACCAAACCCUACCAAUGAGCCGAUGGGCCUUAAUGCUCCAGAAACAACCCAAGUUACGUCCGGGCUAGAACUAUUGCCGGUCGAACUUCAGCGCGCGAUCUUGGAACGUGUUCCAAGACGGGAUGUGCUCAAUGCGGCCAGGGUCAAAGCCAUGUCUUAUGCGGCUCGUCUAAUUCUUUAUACUACGGUUUCCCUCCGGCUAGCUCAACAUGAGAGUUUUAUCGAGGACAUAAACCGGUUUGUUUCCGCGGGCCGGCAGAAUAUGGCUUUGGUUCAAAACCUUUCAAUCCUGAAUUGGAAGAAGCGAAGGGCCGUAGGCAGUGGACAUCCUUACCGUUUCUACCGCAAUGGUGAGUGGAGGCGGCGAAAUCUGUUUACUCAGAAUUCCAACCACUUCAAUGAGACGAUGCGAGGUUUGUUUGCCAGCAUUUCCAAUCUACGAACUGUCCGCUGGUUUCAUUUAUUUAAAAUGAACUAUGAAACUUUUGCCUCCCUUUUUGCGAUGCAUGUCGACACAUUGAUGGGAAUCGAAACAUAUGCGCUUACGGGCGACGAAGUCCCAAUUCUUCCCGGGAGUCAUAGUUUGGAUCGAUUUCCCAGGUUAAGAAUAGCACUAUAUGCCCCUCAGGCAUCUGGUUGGGAUAAUACCCUGAACCCAUCAAUGAUAACAUUGCUUGCCUGUUUAACUCGGCGUCUUAAUCAUCUCGUGCUUGGGGAUGAAGGGCUUGUUAUCAGUGUAGAUAGAAACACAGCGAUCGCUCCAAGUCCGCCCCGUUCACAGGCAUCGAUAUAUCAUGUUUUGCUCCCACUAGCUAGAAUGCCGGCCGUAUUUGACAAUUUUUCCAAAUUGGAUAUCAUUGGCAUGGAUAUCACUUCGCCGCCUAACCAGCUAGCCCCAUUGCUCCCUGUUUUUGACUUGUACAACCUGAACAGACUCAGCUUGGUUUCCUGCGUCGGCACAGAAGGUUUUUUGAAAGCAUUGUCAAGGCCUGAGCCCCAGAUGAUGUUUCCAUAUGUGGCUUCUCGGAUGCGGUUGAAGGAGUUUUGUAUCCGUUAUGAAGGUCCCACACUAGAGCUGAAGGUCGCCUUACAACAGUUUCUAACUUCAUUCACUGGCCUAGAGCUGUUAUCUGUACUCCUUGACGAUGAGCCAGAACGUGAGAUGAUGGAUUACACCGGAAUUAUUUUGGCGCAUGGACCGACUUUAAAGGUCCUUGUUUGGGAUAUUCGGAAAUGUAAUCGACACCAGCGUCCCUUCUGUUUAGAAAAUCCUGUUAGAGGCAGGCCUGCUUUCCUUGAGCUCUUGAGUGAGACCUGCCCGAAUCUCGAAGAACUCGGCGUCGUUCUCAACAUGCGACUACUUUACCAACGAGGUCAGGACAUCGACAGAAUCAGCUCGCAUCGUCCUUUUGCAAUGGUACGACUACCGCGUCUUAAAACACUUCAUUGCCGCGAAUUCUUUAUCCAGAAGGGUCGCUUAUUGUCUACAGCCCAUGUCCUCAACGCAACCAAGGCCAUCGCAACAUCAUUUCUCGACAGGGCAUAUUACUCCCACAACGGCUCAUCACCACUGGAGCUAUUGGCAGUUGGUCCGUUAAAUUUUCAUGAUCGUUGGAUUCAGAACCAUUUUUCUCAGGAUUACACCGCAACACCUGGCGCCGGCCCAGUGUUUUAUGACAUCAGUACAUGUCCGGAUAACUUAAUGGGUCUCGCGCACCGGUUGAACCCGCUGUUGAGAGUGAGGCAGCCCGAUCUAAACAUUGAAUUAGAUGAUGUUGAAAUGAUUCGGCAAGAUUACAAGCACACCCGUGUCUUUGACUCUUAUUGGGUGAGAUAG
Messenger RNA from Blastomyces dermatitidis ER-3, 1860 nucleotides. RefSeq lists its product as uncharacterized. NCBI's taxonomy places the organism in Eukaryota, Fungi, Ascomycota, Eurotiomycetes, Onygenales, Ajellomycetaceae. The record is from RefSeq and is a predicted model, not a curated record. The transcript has 3 exons. Bases 1 to 1860 code for a protein of 619 amino acids.